AUGGCUUCACUCGCUCGUACUGUGCCUCGAAGGGCUCUCAUCUCCCUCCAAUCCCUCCGCACAUCCUCAACUCGGCCAGUUCGCCAAUCCCUUCAAUCCCUGCAACCCCUCCAAUCCCGAACACAACCACACCAUCUCCAUCUCCAACCUCAAAUCCGUCCCUACCACUCAACCCUCCACCCCCGCCUGCCAGACCACGAAUACAACAACAGCCAAAUAGCAAUCCUCUCCGCCGCCCUCCCCCACAUUCCGGAACACGGCUUCUCCGCCGAAGCCCUCGCCUUGGGCGCCCGCGACGCAGGCUUCCUCGACGUCUCCGUGCAGCUCUUCCCGCGUGCCGAGUUCGACCUCGUCCUUUUCUGGCUCGCUAGUCGUCGUGGUCUUCUCCGCGCCAAGGUCGAAGAGGGUGCGUUGUUCCGGCGUGUAGCAGACAAGUCUGGUAGGGAUGCGUCUUCGUUCAGCACGGAGGAGAAAUGCAGGAUUCUGGUUAUGGAGAGGUUGAAGAUGAAUUCCGAUGUUAAGGGCCAGUGGCAGGGUGCCCUUGCGCAAAUGUCCCUGCUCUCGAACAUCCCAGUCUCCCUGACUGAGCUACAUGCCCUUUCCAACGAUAUCCUUUCUCUGUCCGAUGAUUCCGCAGUCGAUGCGUCCUGGUACUCGCGCCGCUUGGCAUUGUCUGCUAUCUAUGCCUCGGCCGAGGUGGUCAUGACGCGUGAUCCGACGCCGGAUCUCAGUGAGACGGAGGCGUUUGUGAACCGCCGCUUCGAGGAUAAGGAGGCGCUUAAGCAGAAAAUUGAGGGUGUUUCGCAGUGUGUGAGUUUCGUGGGGAAUACGGCUGUUGGGGUUGGACGGUCGUGGGGGUUGAAGAUUUAG
Penicillium cinerascens is the source of this 870-nucleotide messenger RNA. RefSeq lists its product as uncharacterized. Lineage: Eukaryota; Fungi; Ascomycota; Eurotiomycetes; Eurotiales; Aspergillaceae. The coding region runs from base 1 to 870 and encodes 289 amino acids. Gene Ontology annotation, molecular function: lipid binding. Gene Ontology annotation, biological process: ubiquinone biosynthetic process. The record is from RefSeq and is a predicted model, not a curated record. Gene Ontology annotation, cellular component: mitochondrial inner membrane. The transcript is spliced from 2 exons.